Molecule: messenger RNA, 2151 nt
Organism: Fusarium proliferatum ET1
Lineage: Eukaryota; Fungi; Ascomycota; Sordariomycetes; Hypocreales; Nectriaceae
Exons: 4
Coding region: 1-2151 (716 amino acids)
Molecular function (GO): carboxypeptidase activity
Source: RefSeq, a predicted model, not a curated record
AUGCAUUUCCUACAUCUCUCGACAAUCGCAGCUUUCGCUGCUGGCGCAUCUGCUUGCCAGCGCGAUCUCGUUUUGGGCAAGCGACAUACACAUCGCCAGCCACUGACCAAGCGCAAUGCCGAUUGGCCUCCAGUCUUGACGGAGCAAGAAACUCUCCUUGUCAAUUCUUUUGACAAUUCAUCCAUUGACAAGUGGUCUGACUACUACGGCCACCAGAAUAAGUUGGCCGGCUAUGGAAAAGAAGCUGCCCAGUGGACCGCUGAUCGUUGGUCCGAGAGUGGAUUUGAUGCGCAUCUGGCCGAGUACCAUGUGUUCCUCCGAUAUCCAGUCAGUUCAUCUCUCUACUUCACCGGCCCCAACGGUACAACCACAGAGGUGAACACCAAGGAGGAGGUGCUUGAGGAAGAUGAUGUUACAGGCUGGGAUGUGCUUUCACAGCAGACCUGGUUGGCCUACUCGCCAACCGGAAAUGCUUCUGCCGAAUAUGUCUACGCGGGCCGAGGCUCAAUUGACGAUUUUGAUCGACUAGUGGAGCUUGGGGUUGAUUUCAAGGGCAAGAUUGCUCUUAUCAAAUAUGGUGGUCUGUUCCGUGGUCUCAAAGUCAAGAAUGCCCAAGACCACGGCGCCAUUGGUGCCAUUAUUUUUACCGACCCCGGCGAUGAUGGAAAUAUCACCGUUGCCAACGGUUACGAGGCUUAUCCUGAUGGCCCUGCCAGAAACCCCAGCUCUGUCCAAAAGGGCUCAACACUAUUCCUGUCUACCCGUACCGGCGAUCCCACAACUCCUGGCUACCCCUCGAAGAAGGACUCCCCUCGAGCUGAUAUCUCCGAGGUCAUUGCCAAGAUCCCAGCUCUGCCGAUUUCUUACUCGGCCGCUCAGCCUCUGCUGCAGGCUCUCAAUGGCCAUGGUGUCACCGCUGAGAAGGUCAAUCGCACUGCUUGGACAGGCGGCCUCGAUGCUGACUACAGCUCUGGCCCUGCGCCUGGCGUGAAGCUCGCUCUCAGCACCGUCUCUCGUGAUUCCAUCGAGCCAGUACACAACGUCAUUGGCGUUAUCAACGGAACCAAUGCCGAUGAAACCAUCAUCAUUGGAAACCAUAGAGAUACAUGGAUGGUCGGCGGUAACGGAGAUCCCAACUCUGGUUCUUCGAUCCUCAUUGAGCUUGCUCGCGCAUUCAAGAAGCUCACUGAUUCAGGCUGGAAGCCCAAGCGAAACAUUGUUCUCGCAUCUUGGGAUGCUGAAGAAUGGGGCAUCAUUGGCUCUACUGAGUGGGUUGAGGAGCACGUCAACUGGCUCACUGACACCGCCGUCUCAUAUCUGAACAUCGAUGUCGCCGUCAGCGGUCCUCGACCUAACCUUGGCGCAUCACCUGAGCUUCAUACUUUUGCUACUGAGGUUCUCAAGAAGGUCGUUGAUCCCAACUUUGGUGGCUUCAAUCAAUCGCUCUAUGACGCUUGGCAUGCUGCCAGUGAGGGUGAUAUUGAGAUCCUCGGCUCUGGCUCUGAUUACACAGCUUUUUUCCACCGUGGUAUCAGCUCUCUUGAUACUGGAAGCAGUGGAGGUGCUGGUGACCCCAUCUGGCACUAUCACUCCAACUACGACACCUAUCACUGGAUGUCGACCUUUGGUGACCCCGGAUUCCAUGUCCAUACGGCUCAGGGUCAAUAUCUUUCCCUGCUGGCUUACCACCUGGCUACUGAUGAUAUCCUUCCAUUCGACACUCAGAACUACGCCAAGGAGCUUCGUGCAUACUUCGAGGACCUCUCAGAGUAUGCCGAGAGUAAGGACGCCGAUCUUGAUCUUAGCGAGCUGGACGAAGCCAUUGAGCACUUCAAGAAGAGUGCUGAUGAGGUCAAGGCUCUUGAGAACCUAGCCCGUGAGCGCGACGAUGAUGUCCUUAAGAAAGUCGUCAACCAUAAGUACCGCGACUUCCAGCGAGGUUUCAUUUCUCAAGGCGGCCUGCCGGACCGCGACUUCUACAAGCACGUUGUCAAUGCUCCUGGCCUCGACACUGGCUACGCUGCCGUUACCUUCCCUGGUAUCACCGAGGGUGUUCAGUAUGCUGAGGACGGUGACUUCUCUGUGGCUCAAGAAUGGGUCAAGAAGACUGCGCGUGGUAUUGUUGUUGCCGCCAACAUCUUGAAGACAUAA